CAAACAGAAGGUGACGUCUCCAGCGGCGUGAGGACAGGGCGCCCGGGCCCACGCGACCAGGUCGGCGACUUCCUGGCUUCCCGCGUCACGUGACCCCGCUCGGUUCCUGCCGGUGUGACGUGAGAUCCCGCGGUCCCCUCCAAUGGUGGCUGUCUGACGUCACGCUGGCUGUGAUGUCAUGAGGGAUAAGAAGGGGAGGAGCCUUGACUGACAGAGUUUGCUGACACAAGUUUACUGGGUAAUGACGACUCUCAGCAAAGGAAAUAGCAAAGCGUUGAAGGUAAAACGGGAGCCUGGAGAGAAUGGCACAAGCCUUACAGAUGAGGAAUUGGUCACCAUGUCUGUGCGGGAGUUGAACCAGCAUCUCCGAGGUCUCUCCAAAGAGGAAAUUAUCCAGCUGAAACAGCGCCGACGCACGCUCAAAAACAGAGGCUAUGCAGCCAGCUGCCGGGUAAAGCGAGUGACGCAAAAGGAGGAGCUGGAGAAACAGAAAGCAGAACUGCAGCAAGAAGUGGAGAAGCUUGCCAUGGAGAAUGCAAGCAUGCGCCUAGAACUGGACUCACUGCGCUCAAAGUACGAGGCCCUGCAAAACUUUGCCCGGACUGUAGCUCGCAGCCCCAUUAAUCCUCAAAGGGGACCCUUUAAUCCUGGGAUCAGGCCUCUCAUGCCAGCCAAGGUGGCAGCUACUAGUGUAAUCACCAUAGUCAAGUCCAAAACGGAUGCUUAGUCAUAUAGGGUGUUAGAUGGACCGGACGCCAUUGCUUUGUUGUCCACACACCCCAAAGCACAAACACCCUAAUAUUGCAUUAGCCAGAUAAAAGGCUCCUCAUCUCCAGCUCACAACCAGGCGAAGAACCAGUGGUGCAAGCAGUUGUACCAUAAGCUGUAAGAUUUCUGGUGUUGGGGUUCUGAGUGUGGCAAGGUGGGUUUGAAGCAGCAUUGUAUGAUUUUUGUUGCAGUAAGAGCAGGUGAUAAAUGGUGAGCGUUUUUGUCUCACUGCGUGUUCCUGUGAUCAUGCAUUGUGGAGUACUCAGUCCAGUUUUCAGCCACCCAAAUAAGCCAUUGAACAUCCUGGAGAAUAGGGAAAACUUGUGUGUGUGUGUGUGUGUGCUUGUCAACAUUGUGGCUUCAUAUUCAGACGCAAAAAUAUUCCAAAGGACCUAACACAGCCGUCAGUUUUAUGUCAAAGUGUGCUUCUUGUGCAAGUUAGUGUGUGAUGACAUCUGGCUAACUCACAUGUGGUGGAUCUGUGUGAAUUUGUGCAACUUGACCUCAGUAAAUAGUAUUGUGACUGUCAGUCUGUGCAACAAUGCUCCGUGUCCAUCUGUGCUUGAGAGGUUGUCUUGUUGUUGAGAGUUGUUUGCAGCAUUGUGACAUCACCGUGUUUAGUGUUGUGAUUUCACACUGUGCUGUUGUGGGUUGUUGUGUAGUUUUGUAACUAUAUGACAGUGUAACUUGUAAGCCAGUGCAUAGUGGGGUCACUGUGAUGCUUAGUGAUGUCAAUGUGCAGUAUUGUAAGUCUGUGCCCAGUCUGUAUUGAGGAUUGUAGGACAGUGUAAUUGUUGUGAUUAUUAUUUGGGGUGUGUGGUGUACAGCCCUUGAAGUGAGUGGAUCUACCUAUACCAAGUUCUAGAUUAGGGUUACAUAGCCUGCAGACAUGGUGUUGAUGUUGAUUGAAAUGUCCAACACACUUUGUCCACUGUUAUGAUGCUACGAUGUAUCAGUUGAAUUCAGCGUUACAUUUCUGUAUUUUUUUUUUGUUUGUUUCCAUCACAAGGGUUAAAGACCAAUAAUCGAAAACAUGGUUUCAGAAAUUGGAAACCUUAAAAGAGCAGAAGGGGUUAUGUGUGCAUGAAAUCUACCUUAGAUAAACGUGAUACUCUAUUCAAGACAGAUGAGUUGUUGCCAUGGUAACACUAGAGGUCUGUCUUACAGCAUCUGCAACUGUAAGAUUGAUGGGGGCUCCUUGAAUCCCUUGCAGAUGAAUUCUGUCAUAGAUAACAUUAGAAGAAUUCUAAAUAUUUACGUACCUUUUCUGUUCAAAAUGUAAAAAUAAAUAAUUGUUCUGCUCUUGCAGGCUGAGUGAUGGGAUUGUUAAGCCUAUUCUGCUUUGGAUAGCACAAUAUUCUCAUACCCAGCAGGUUUACGAUGUCAUCUCAAGAUUUGUGUUGUUCACAAGGUCAUGACAAGUAGCUCAUCACCAGCAAUAUUAGCAGUCAGUGGAAAAUGACUUGGUAGUAGGUUUGCUCUUGCAUGAUCUUAAGAGAUAGCGGAAACAUAUGGAGUUUGUUUACUAAACUGUGAAAUGUAGAAAGUUGACAAGAGAGUUACAAAUAUUAAGCUGAAAGGGUGAGUUGGUUACAUUUCAAAAUGUACUGUUUUGGCAUAAUCUUUGAAAUUUCCUCAUUGGCUCUCAUAAUGUCCGUGUUAGAAAAUAAACCCCAAACUUUCUUUCAAUACAGGAUUUUGGAGAUAUGUUGCCCUGCAACAAUAUGUAGCCCCCCAUAAGCAUGAGAGUAAUAGUGCAGCCACAGAUGAUGGGCCAAUGAUGGUCUUAUCCAUGUCUUUGAGCGAUAGUUCAUCAGGGGCGUUUUGAUACUCUUACAGAUUGUGUUUGGAGCAGGUCUCCAGGGGUGCCCCUUAUCUCUCUACUAUGAUUGGACUUUCAAGGAAAUACCUGCUAGUCUAAUUAUUGACAAUAAUACGACAUUCUCAAUCCCAUGUGCCAAAUUCAUGCAGAAUCUGUUUCCUCCAUUUCACAGUGACAGGCCAAUGGUUAAAAUGAUAGAGCAUACGAUUUUUAACAUUUUAUUUUGAUUCCAUAUUUCAAUCUAGCUUGAUUCAAAUAUCAUAAAAUGUACCCCGUCUUGUUAAAUUCAUCCUUGACAUAUUGGUACGCCCUUAUUUCUUUCUUUAACAAAUGUGAUCUGGACAAGUCUUUCGUUUGCAAUGAUCUGCACUGCCAAACUCAUUGAAAGACUUACGAAUAAUAGUUAGUGACUGAGACAGGUUAUAUCUCAAAAGCGCGUGAACCAGUAUUUAUUGCUAAAUUAUUGUAGCAUUUGUAGAUAACAGGAGAAAAAUAUAUUGUGUUAAUUUAUUAUUGUACGUUUUGGGUUACCCAGCUUCUGUCCUCAGGGGUUCCUGACAAAUAGGGAUUUUCGGUCAAACAGCGUGAUUUGAGCAAAGAUUGCCCAGCCAUUUACUAUCGCUGUUUUGGUCAGUCUAAGAUCUCUUGAGGACUCGAGUUAAGCCCCUGUUGUAUAUAAAAUAUGUUUGAUAUAAGGUCUAUUUUAUUUUGUAUAAUGUCAAUAAACCACUUUUCAAAAGUU
Molecule: messenger RNA, 3332 nt
Organism: Pelobates fuscus (common spadefoot toad)
Lineage: Eukaryota; Metazoa; Chordata; Amphibia; Anura; Pelobatidae
Gene: MAFG
Product: MAF bZIP transcription factor G
Exons: 3
Coding region: 242-727 (161 amino acids)
Biological process (GO): regulation of epidermal cell differentiation; regulation of transcription by RNA polymerase II
Cellular component (GO): nucleus
Molecular function (GO): DNA-binding transcription factor activity, RNA polymerase II-specific; RNA polymerase II cis-regulatory region sequence-specific DNA binding
Source: RefSeq, a predicted model, not a curated record